AUGUCUGAACAAGAGCGUAUCCAGGAAUGCCUGAGGAAAGAAAUAAGGUCACUUCUCAUCUCCACCAAAGAUGGUUUGACCCCACAGCAGUUGGAAAAGGAGUACCUUUUGAUGGUUGGCAGCCAUUUACCACUCCGGGUUCUUGGAUAUCGGUCCACUAUGGAGCUGGUGUUGGACAUGCCUGAUGUUGUCACUGUCUGCCCUUGUGGGGAUGGUACUGUAAUACUGAAAGCCAUUCCAGAUGAAUCCACCAAAGGAAUAGCAAGUUUAGUUGCAAAACAGAGGAGCAACCAUAAGGUUCGAAAUUCCAUGCCAAGGGGAAGGGCCAGUGUUUGCUCUGGGCCGAGCUCCCGUCGUCGGCGAGUACCUUACCGGGGAAGGGUGCCUCCCAUUCUUCCAGCUGUUGUGAAGAGUGAGUUGAAAGACCUGUUGGCGUUAUCUCCCGUUCUCCUUUCUGAUUUUGAAAAGGCAUUUUCCAGGCGAUUUGGACGUUCAUUCCAGUAUGUACAGUAUGGAUUCCUCUCUAUGUUCGAAGUACUUAAUGCUGCUUCAGAUGUCAUUUCAGUAGAGCAGACCAGAGCAGGUUCUUUGUUGAUGCUAAGGAAGAGCGUAACAGAGGAAAAGCAGAGAGGAUGGCCAGCAGGAGGUAAAAUGUUUACCCAGCCUUUUAGAAUGAAACAACAAAGGUCCUACCCUACAGUCUCCCCAGUCACAAAGGCACGCUUUUCGCAACCCACUUCAAACUUGGAACCACCGAAGCAAAUACUGAACGUGGAAAAUACUUUUAAGUCAAAUGUGGUAGAGACUUCAAGGCUGAAUCACGCUGAAAAAUUAAACCAGUUGGAGAACACAUUCAAAUCAGUUAUUGCACAAAUUGGGCCUGGAGGGACUAUCAAUCCAGAACUAAAACAUAAGAUAAAAUUGGUUGUAUCCAAAUUUCCAGAGGGUUUGCUUAUUUCUAAACUUCUUGGAGAGUUUGAGAUAAUCUUUAAAGAGCAACUUUCACCAAAAAAAUUGGGCUUCUUAAAUGUGACAGAACUCGUUGGAGCUCUUAGUGACAUUCUGCGUGUUGAGUUCAGGGAAGGAGAACAAGACUUACUGGUGUUUGAUGCUGAUAUGAAGCCACUCCCACCUGAUGAACCCAUUUCAUCAGUCAAAAAUUCAUGUUUAGUUCAAUCAGAUAAGAAAAUAGAAGUCAAAGCUUGUGUCUCCAGUCCCCCUAGAAAUUCACUGUCUACUGCUGCUAUCAAGGAGACUGCCUGGGAUUGUCUUCCUAAAAACCCUAAAGAGCCAGAAAAGAAGAUUUGCAAAAAGCCUAAUCUGGUGGUAAAGCCUUUACAGCUGCAAGUGGAAGUUGAUAAGUCACAGCUCAGCCUGGCAAUUGCAAACCAUGAUAUCCCACCAGAUGCUGUACGGGACAAGAAAUUAUGCAGACUGCCACCAUUAGAUACCAGUACCCUUGUGGGGGUCUUUGUGGAGUAUAUCAUCUCUCCUAGUCAAUUCUACAUCCGAAUCUAUAGCAGGGAUUCAUCAGAGUUACUUGAAGACAUGAUGAUUGAAAUGCGGCGCUGCUAUUCCAAUCAGCUGGUUUCUGAUCGAUAUGCCAUGCCGGAGUAUUUUAUCCAGCCGGGACAUCUCUGUUGUGUCAGGAUUUCUGAGGAUAAGUGGUGGUAUCGGGUCAUUAUCCAUCAAGUCCUCGGGAAACAGGAAGUUGAAGUAUUCUACCCAGACUUUGGAAAUAUUGGAACUGUUCAGAAGUCCUCCCUAAGGUUUCUCAAGUGCUGCUACACAAAGCUCCCGGCUCAGGCCAUUCCUUGUUCCUUGGCUUGGGUGAGACCAGUACAGGAACACUGGACAUCCAGAGCUAUUUUGCAGUUCCAGAAGUUGUGUGGUUUGAAGCCAUUAGUGGGGGUAGUGGAUGAAUAUGUAGAUGGAAUCCUUAACAUUUUUCUCUGUGAUACAUCCUCAAAUGAAGACAUCUACUUCCAUCAUGUCUUGAGAACAGAGGGCCAUGCUAUUGUAUGCCGAGAAAACGUCCCUUCUAAGGGUUUCAGAGAACUCAACCCUUUAGCUUUAUAUACUAAGUCUGAUGCAGGACCAGAGGACGUGGUCCUGACAGAACUGGGUUAUCCUUCCCAGCAACGCUAUUUUAACAAAGACCGAGAGAUAAGUCCACAAUCAAAGGAGAGUGAGUUAUAUACCCUGCAGGAUAUUAAUGACGAAAAGGCUUUCAGUCACCUUAAAUCUGAGUUAAAGGAGCCAUUAAAGGAUUCUGAAUUCAGUUCUUUGAAAACCCAAGAUAAGAGCUGUGGAGAAGAUCCCAAGUGGUCCUUCCCAGAGCUGAAGGAUCUGAAGGAAGAAAAUGAGGAUGAGAUCCCCACUGGAAUGCCAUGCCUAGAAUCAGUGACUAUUGGUGAUGAUGUUUGGGAUGAGAACUGGCUACCUUUUCAGGCUAAAAUAGGAAAAGGGGGUGAUGCUGCCUCCCACUUAUUUACCUCAAGCCUUGGUGGAAAGAAGCCUUAUCCGUCAUGUGAGGAAAUGCCGCAGAAGGAUUGGUGCUUUUCUAAACCCAAAGAUACAUGGGAUGAUUCAUGGCAGCCUUCAGGCCUUGUGAAUGGAAUGAAAGUAGAAGCUCAAAAGCAAGAGGGACUGAGUGCUCAGGAGAAAAAUACUGGCACAACCAGAAUUCAAAAGCAGCCAAGCUCAGAGAGUUCUUCAGACUCUUCCACAUUGCCCAAAUUGGAAGAGUUCUACAUCUCUCUUAUCCAGUCACAGCAGUCAGCAGAAGGGAGCCAGUUUGAGCCCAGCAGCACUCAGACUCAGGCAAAGCAAACCCAGCUACCCCCAGCAGCCUUCAGCGCAACCCCUACGGGGAUGGAUUCCCCAGAAAAACACGCUGGUUCAGUGGAGAGCUCUCCAGAGCGCCUGAAGAAUGAUUUUUCUAGUAGCCAUGCUAUUACAGUGUUCAAAGACAAGAGUCACGGAGCCAUGGACCAGCUGUCUUUGAUUUUGUCUCCUGAGCACCACAUCUCCCAGAAGCUCUACAUUCCCCGGAGUACAGCCACUGCCGCCUUAGGAGCUGCUGCGCGGCUGGCCACAUCCAGGAGCCUCCUACAUUGGUAUCCCAGUGUGAAAAGGAUGGAAACUUGA
Messenger RNA from Puma concolor (puma), 3150 nucleotides. RefSeq names its product tudor domain containing 5 (gene TDRD5). The record is from RefSeq and is a predicted model, not a curated record. Lineage: Eukaryota; Metazoa; Chordata; Mammalia; Carnivora; Felidae. Gene Ontology annotation, biological process: germ cell development.